UUUCAGCCCGUCUGCAAACUGGAGCUGGAGCGAGCGAACGUCGGAAAUAUCGUUGUCUGCCGAGUGACCAAUUCUCGGAUGAAUUGUAUUCCAGUCGACGUGCCGCUGCCAUUACGGGACGAACGUAGUGUGUGUGGGGUGUGGGGGCAAGUUUUGUCUCUCGGGGAGCCAGUUAGCUUGGCGUUCAUCCUAGCUAGCUAGCUAACUCGUGCGAGCUUGUUUUUUUUUUUUUUUGUAUUUUUCUUUUUUGCGCCACCCUUUAGAAGCUCGACAGCAAAAUGGCUUGUGAACCCAAUCGAGUCCGGCUGCUAUGCAUGCUCUCGUUGACUUUCGUCUUCUUCAUCGUGGAGGUGGUGGUGAGCCGCAUCACCGCAUCCCUCUCGAUGCUGUCGGACUCCUUUCACAUGCUGUCGGACGUCAUCGCCUUGGUCGUGGCUCUGGUGGCGGUGCGCUUCGCCGAGAAGACCCAAGCGACCGACAAGAACACGUUCGGCUGGAUCCGGGCCGAGGUGAUGGGGGCGCUGGUGAACGCCGUGUUCCUCACGGCGCUGUGCUGCACCAUCGUGCUGGAGGCCAUCGAGCGCUUCACCGAGGCCCAUGAGAUCGAACGGCCGCUGGUGCUCGCCGCUGUGGGCUUCGCGGGGCUUCUCGUCAACCUGCUCGGGCUGUGCUUGUUCCACGGGCACGCCGGCGGAGGACACGGACACUCGCACGGGGGGAAGAAGGGCAAAAGUGCCAAGGCUCACCGGGCUGGCAACGGAACUCCUGGAGAGACCAACAAUCUAGUGGGGAACCACAGCGGCUGCGGGGAAGCAUCGCAAACUACCGACAUCAGUCCUAAAGAGAGCACAGAGGUGCAGAUCAACGGUGGCGCCCAGUACGAAGAGAUGGAGCACGAGUCAUCCUCGCAGCUCAACAUGCGCGGAGUCUUCCUCCACGUGCUGGGCGACGCCCUGGGCUCUGUCAUCGUCGUGAUCAACGCUCUCAUCUUCAUCUUCGUGUGGCAGCCCUGCAACAAAGACGAAAUCUGCAUCAACCCGUGUAUUGAAAGCCACGCCACCGACCACUAUCACAAUAACCACACCCUGCUGGAUCUCCUGGAGGGCCCCACGGCGUCCAGCACCAAGGUGGCGGGGCCCUGCUGGGUGCUCUACCUGGACCCCACGCUCUGCCUCAUCAUGGUGUGCAUCCUGCUGUACACCACGUACCCGCUGCUCAAGGAGUCGGCCCUCAUCCUGCUGCAGACAGUCCCCAAGCAAAUCAACAUCCAUCGCCUCAACGAGCGUCUGCUGAAUCUGGACGGGGUCCUGGCCAUCCACGAACUGCACGUGUGGCAACUGGCGGGCAGCCGCAUCAUCGCCACGGCGCACAUCAAGUGCCACGACCCCACGUCUUACAUGGAGGUGGCCAAGCGAAUCAAAGACUUCUUCCACAACGAGGGCAUCCACGCCACUACCAUCCAGCCUGAGUUCGUCACGUUCAGUUCCGAGUCCCAGGACUCCCUGUGCGAGCUCUCCUGCCGGACUCAAUGCGCCCCCAAGCUGUGCUGCGGCGCCGGCGACAAGCAGAACCCCGCGACUGACAAGAAGGCGGUCGUCGACCUCAGGGCGAUCGGCGAGACUUCGGAGCCGGCCGCCGUGCCUCUGGUGCAGCCGCAUGUGAUCGUCACGUCGGAGGUGGAGUCGUCUCUGUGAGAUACUAGAUGGACAGCUGUCGGUCAGUAUUGGAAAAAUGGCUGCAGCGUUACCACCGAGCAAGCGUUCGUUCAGCCUCAGUCUUUCUUCACAAGCCUCCUCAAUCUGCAUAUCAUUUUCGAAAAAUGAAAAAGCGACUGAUUUGUUUUUAAAUCAAACCCAAAAAAAAAACCAAAAGUUGACAGAUUCUUCAGAUUUACAUUUUUAUCUUAGAUCAAAAAUAAGAAAUUGAAAAUAAGAUAAUAGGACUCAUUUUGAUAUUAAUAUGAAUUGGUCAUGGUUACAUGACCUGCAAGUUUGGUAACAAGCACCUGUAAAGAAGUGUUAGCUUGUUAGUAGCCACCAUUAGCCAGGACCAAUCAAAUGACUCAAAUCAAAACCGUUAUUAAAACCCAUUGAGACUGAAGUCUCUUUUUCGAACAGUGAUCUGACCAAUAAUGUAUAGUUUUAGACCAGUGUUUCCCAACCUUUAUUAAACCAAGGCACAUAUUUCUCUUUAGAAAGCUGUCACGGCACGACACUUAAGAACAAUCUUAAAUUGAAAUUAAAUGUUUCCCGUGGCACACCUGAUGAUCUUUCAUGGCACACUGGUUGGGACUCACUGGUUUAGACUGAAGGGGUGUUGAAGUCAUUUUCAUCGCGGGUCGUAAUGAUAUCCAUCCAUCCAUCCAUUUUCUUUACUGCUUAUCCUCACUAAGGUCAUAUAUGAUCUAUAAUAUAAAUGUCACCUCAUUAUAUUAUUAUGUCAUCUAUUUCAGACAUAAUGCGUACUAGUUACAAUUUGUCCUUUAUGGAAUACUACUAAUGGAUCGUGGUCAUAGGGAGGACUGAUUGUGGCAGCUAUAAGCUAACAUAUCUUUCACUAAUGCUCGUUACCAAACUGCUGGGUCGCGUAAACAUGACCAGUUGUGGCCCGUUUUCCAAUUUUGUAUUUUUAAUCCGAGGCAAACAUUUUAAUAUGAAAAAUCUAAAUUAUUUGUGUUAGAUUAAAAAAUUAAUGAGUUACUUUUUCAUUUUUUGAUUACCAAUUGUAAACGGAAAGAACGAAUAAUACACAGAUUCUUAUCGUCGUCAGUGGCAUGUCGGGGUUCGCUGACUUUGGAACCUUGUCCCAUGGUGUUGCUCUGCGAAAGCUUCUCUCUUCAGGACCUCCAAAUGUCCUCUUUCACGGCAUACUCAUUUCAGCCUGUUGACUAUUUUGUGUGUAUUCUCUUAACCCCCUGACCCCUAAAAAUGGAGUAUUGUAUUGCUUAUUUAAGUUAUUAGAAAUAAUCUAUUUCUCUCUUUAGAUGCUGCUUUUCUUCUCUCUUUGGCCCACCAUCUAUGCCGGUAGUUAGAUUUUUGGCAUUUUGGGAUAAGAAACUGGAUAAACACCUCUUAGCCUGCCUUGCGCUCACUGGCAAUAGUACCGAGUGUAGUUGAUGUAAACUGUGCAAUGACACGGGCGCUUUAAUUCAAGAUUUAAUGCAUCGCGUUGCUAAGAAACCGGCCCGCAAUGUCGCCAGUCACCGUUUUUUUGGGGCGUAUUAUGUUGUCCAAACUGAGACCUGGUGCUCCGUUACAAGACCUCCAAGGUGCGUCUUGCCGGAACUCUCCCCCAAGCAUACAAACCACUGUCAGAGUUCGGCUGUCCAGUGCUGUGGAUGGCUGAGCACCAAAGUCCUUAUAGUGGCCUUGAAAUUGAAUUUAUUGUGGUGGGGGGGGGUCAUCUCCUUUUUGUCACUUAACAAGGUGCAAUUGAGAAUUCUACUCCUGAUUUAAUGUAUAUGCAAUGUAAACAAAUAUGAGCUGGGAAAUGUAUUUUGACGUGUUCCUUCAUUUUUAUAAUGUUCAGUCACUUAUACACUGUGUCAUUGAGCACAUGUUUGUGGCUUUAUGUGAAAAAUAAAGUUGCUGGUUUUUUAAUUAUUAUUUUAGAUAUGACAUGUCAGCUGAUGUUUCUACGGUUACUGUCUGCUGUGUCAUUGUGAGACAAAAAAAAUAUAUGGCUGUUUGGUACAGUUGAUAACCUCAAAUGUGUCUCUUGCUCUUUUGUAUCUUCAACAGGAAUGAUGGGCAUAAGAAAUUAUUGAUUGAGAAUUUGGUAAAGUGUGCGGAAUUGAUUGAGCGAUCUUGUGAAGCAUUUGAGGCUAAAAUGGAUUUUUCUGCAAACAUCAUAGGUGCUGUUGAUUUAGUCUCGACUAAGCAGUACAGAAAAUGGAUCGAUAGAUGGAUGGAUAGUCUAAAAUACAGUGGAUAGAAAAAGUCUACAACCCCUGUUCAAAUCCCAGGUUUUUCUGAUGUGUAUAUAUAUAUAUAUAUAUAUAUAUAUAUAUAUAUAUAUAAGAGACCAAGAUAAAUCAUGUUUUUUUUUUUUUUUUUUCAUGUGACCUAUAUAUAACCUGUACAACUCAAAUGGGGGAAAAUAAUGUUUGGAGAGGGAGAUGCAAAAAAACUACUGAGAUAAUUUGGUUGCACAAGUUAGCCCAUCCUUUUAUAACUGAGGAUGUGAUUGUGUCAGAACCAAUCGCAUUCAAAUUCUUGCUACAUGAGAGUCAGUGUAGUACUAAGGACACACCUGCCACCAUUUAAAGUGCCUCUGAUUAACCCCAAAUAAAGGUCAGCUGUUCUAGUAAACAUUUUCUGACAUUUUUUUCAAUCAGAAGCCUAAAGUUUUAAACAGUUCAUAAUUCCUUCCACUUUGAUUAAGGCCCCAGUUCAAAGCAUGAUGCUGCAUCAGAAUGCUUUACUGUAGAUAUGGUGUUUUUCUGGUGACGAUGAGCAGUGUCAGGUUUGCACCAAAUUUACCUUUUGGAAUUAUGGCCAAAAGGUUCAGCCUUGGUUUCAUUGGAUUUAAAUAAAAAAAAUAAAUACAAAAAAAGUGGGAAUUAUGAACAGUUCAACAUAGCAGUCAGUGCUAACAAAAAAAGUGUGAGCUAGAAAAAUCAAUAAAUAAAAAGUACAAUAUCAGGAAAUGUCUCCGCACACCACAAGAUAAUCACUCAGGGCUAUCUUUUCGAGACAUCGAAAGGGAGGCGAAAUGCUCAAAUUCAGUCUGAUUAGUGUAAUGUUUACUGCACUUUAGGCCUUCAUCCACGCUAUGGCAACUUCUCUGGACAGCAUAAUUCGGCUCAAUACAAUACAACAUUGUAAUAGGAGUUCAGAACAUUCAGAGAGUAGAAUGAAUUGAUUGAUAGUUUCUCCCAUAGUUGAUGGUCUUCCUAAUCAAAAUGAAUGAUUUUAGAGCCAAAAUUUCUGUCCCUGGCAACUUUAGCCACUCCAACUAAACUUGUGUUAUAUGUGUGUGUCCAAGGCCAAACAAGACAAUUUGUCUUCUUCUUAAGUUGAUUCAGUGCAAUACAUUUGCACCCAUCACAGGCUGCCACACCUCAACAAUGUUUAUUCAGCAGCUCUGAGGCAGAGGAGUUGCUUUUACUUUCAUAAUAAGUCAGUGAAUGAGCCAGUUGUCCGUGAGCCCCAUCGUCGCUAAGCGUUUGAUUUCAUUACAGUGUGCAGUUCUUCGGGUUUCUCUCAAACAUUAUGAAUGGUACCAAAAUAACUUGGCUUACCAAUUGUAUAACUAUGAUACCUAAAAUGUAGCACUAGACACACUGAAGUCUAUUAAAUAGGCAGCAGAGCAUUGUCACUUAUGUUAUACUACAGAAAUAAAUUUGGAUGAACUCAAAAGGUGCCAUGAAUACAUGGCUACCAAAUUUCCUCAAAUUGUUGCCUCAGCUCUAAUAGACACCAUGCUUCAAUCAUCAGGUGCCUCAUUUACUUUUCACUUGACCAAAUAAGCGCUGCGCCUCAAAUAGAGGCUCAAAUAAAAUUACUAAUAAUCGCUAUUGUGUCACGGUGGACAUGUUUACCAUGACAUCCGUGAAAUCUGACAUUUGAAGGGAAAGUAUUUCUGUGUGCAGUGCAUUAGAUUGUAAUAUGACUCUAUCCAUUUUCUGUAGUAUAACGUUUCCAUACAAACACUAUGUAAUAGAAAACCACGCAGCAAUGUUUACAUUUUUUAUUUUUUUUGGGGGGGGGGGCGCAAUGCCCCCCUGUGUGGCUGCACAUAAUACACAUGCCAGAAACUGCCAUGAUUACAGAUUGGCUGCUGACCAUUCGAUGGGCGACCGAAGGGUCUUACAUAAGCGGCAUUGCAAAGGCAACAUGCACACAGGGCUUUACCCAGCAUUCCUGUGUGGUGGUGGGGGGAACUUGUUUCACAUUAUCCAUGCAUAGAAUGCCGCUUUGUGUGCGCUCGCUCUUAACACCAGGUGUUCUUUGCACCUUGCCUGCGGGCUAUUGUGGAUGUGAGCAACAUCAAAAAGCAAGUCAGAAUGCCGCCCGUGUUUCCACUUCAGAUCCGAGCGUCAGCAACAAGAAAGAAAGAUGAUUGUUUGGUUUUGCUGAAAGCCACAUGAGCGCCCUCGCCACCCCCUUUUUCAUGGUGAAUACAAUGAGUGAACCCCACUUCACCUCAGGAAUAUGUUUUAGGGCCAUAAAAAAAAGUGUUGCUCCUUCCUCUCUUUAAACACAUUUGAACAUAGUCAAACACACUUAAACUAAUUUAAAAAAAAAAAAAAAAUAUAUAUAUAUAUAUAUAUAUAUAUAUAUAUAUAUAUAUAUAUUGCUUAGCAUCACUUCUGACUCUCAUUAGCACAGUUCAUCAAAUAAGAGGCAAUGCUUUCUUGCGGCAAGCUUUUUUGCAAGCCAUGUAUUCAUUACACAGGUGAAGUUUACUGUAAAACUGACCCAUAAAACAAGAGAAUUGAACAUUGUCAUUGUGACCGUCACAAUGCAGUUUCAUCGGCCGAAAGUCUACCAUCUUAAUGCAAACAUAUAUUGCAAAACGACAUACACAUGCUCAUGACAAUUCACAUAAAUGUUAUGGUAAUUAUAAAUCUUGAAACAAUUGCUGAUUUUCAAACAGGUCAAUUUGACACGCAAUGUAACAAUAGGGUGGAAUUGAACUAGCCGACUGCAACUUAGGCUAACAAAAUGUAAUUAUUUGUUACAUUUAUUUUCAAACAGGUCAAUUUGACCCACAAUGUAAUAGGGUUAAAGGGUUAAAAUAUAUCCGUCUUAAACUAGGGUUAGGGUAAAUUAGACCCACAAAAUAAGUAAUUAUUAAUUAUUAUUAUUAUUUUUUUAUCUUGCAAUGGGUCGUGGGUUGACGCGCAAUGUAACAAAAGUGUUGAAUUAAAGCCCUCUUGAACUAGCCAACUGUAACACAUAUGGUUUGAUAAAUAUAUAUAUAUUUUUUUACGUUUUCAAAUGGGUCAAUUUGACCCGCAAUGUAAAAGAAGCGUUAAAGUAAAUCCUGACAGACAAAAUGUGACACCUAAUGACCCUGAAUGUCUUCGCGGAUGGAACCAUUAAUUUAGAGACUGUAGGUUGCUUGGCAACUCUUCAAAGCUUCAAAUGAACAAUUAACUCAUUUAGUCAAAAUAAUGAUGCGUAUAAUUUCCAGAUACCUGGAGAUUAAAAAAAAUAAUAAUUCAAUUGGGGCUGGUGUCUCUGAUAGGAGUUAGUUAGUCCCAUUUAGCCCUCUUCAAUGCAUGAGCCCUCCUUCCCUAAUUUCUAGUCUGUCCUGUUUGGAAGCACACACACACACGCACACACACACACACACACACUGUAACCAGUAAUGCGACAAGGCUUGAUGUGCUUAAGUUUGGUUUUUUUUAGUUGCCCUUGAGCAAGGCACUCAUAUUGUCGCUCAGGGACAUCUCCAGUACGUUCUCAUCUGCAGAUUAUGAGAGGCAUCUAUUUGGUGACUAAUGUGCCAUCUCUCAGAAUAGCGGCCACUAUUUGAGGAAAUGGGGUAUUUUAGGAGUUCCUGCUUGACCAACAUUGACCUCCAACAUGGCUAUUUAUUGAUAUUUUAUUUCAAUCCUCAUUGAAGCUAUUGCUACUGAUAUAGAUUCUUAAAAGAGAUGAUCGUUUUGACUGUGAAGAUUGUGGAUUAAAAAUGC
Molecule: messenger RNA, 7645 nt
Organism: Phycodurus eques (leafy seadragon)
Lineage: Eukaryota; Metazoa; Chordata; Actinopteri; Syngnathiformes; Syngnathidae
Gene: slc30a1a
Product: solute carrier family 30 member 1a
Exons: 2
Coding region: 279-1694 (471 amino acids)
Biological process (GO): intracellular zinc ion homeostasis; zinc ion transmembrane transport; detoxification of zinc ion
Cellular component (GO): Golgi apparatus; membrane; endoplasmic reticulum
Molecular function (GO): calcium channel inhibitor activity; zinc ion transmembrane transporter activity
Source: RefSeq, a predicted model, not a curated record